UUGCGCGAAAAUAAUUUGACAGCGUUUUGCUGACACUGGAAUUUUGCACCACAGAUUGGGGUGGGGGGGCAGCGCCCCCUUGCAGGAGUCAUGCAUGGAAUUCCAUGCACAAGGUGCCCGGAGCAUGCCAAGGGUAUUGUCCUGUUUGAAGUCGUAACACUUCAGCCUUUUUUAUGAAGAAAUGAAACGUCCACAGCCUGAAAGUGGAACAACCGUCCAGAAAGAAUUUAGUUCUGUAGCACAAGCAGACUAGCUGAACGGAUAAACAUAACUUCGCAACAUUCAUUUUUUGUGUGCUUGAGACCUCUCAGGGAUUACAGUUCUUUUUUUUUUUAAUGGUUCUUGAUGAGAUAAAAAGUGCUGAAAAUGGGGGAUCAGCAGAUGUACAAAACGAACCAUGUCAUGAACAACAAUGAAAACGUGUAUUACCACCAGCAGCAGCAACACCUGAAUUCGCUUGCACCUUUAAACCACAGCUAUGGAACGUCAGCCAUGGAUGCAUCUCAGGAUUCUCCACUCUCCCCCUCGUUCCCUCAUGAUAGUAGGGAAAAUAUAGCUUUGAAUGUUGGGUCCAAAACGCUUGGUGUGAUGGAUUGUCCUAGGCAGGCAAGCUGGGGCCAUUUGGGUUCUGGGAACCACAUCCCAGUGAGGAACAGUCAGAAUGUCAUGUGGAGCCCAGCAGGGCAAGGAGAACCAACCGACGGAUAUGACCACCUCUGUUCCCAAGCCAACGAGGUCCGGUCACAGAAACUGACGAGUGGGGUUUUGCAUAAAUUAGACUCCUUUGCCCAAGUCUUUGCUAACCAGAACUUAAGAAUCCAAGUCAACAAUGUCUCUCAGAUCGUUCAGUCUCAGUCUUUGGAGGUGGAAAACACCGGUGACAGUGCGCUUCGGCAGCUGCUGUCCCAGAAGCCGGCCAUUGAGCAACAGCCUGUGCAGAGAUACCAGCAGGUGCCACAGCAGGUCCAUCAGGGGUUUGCAAGCGUGCAGCAGCAGCAGAAGCAGCAGCAAAUGCACUUGAUGCAGCACCAACAGCCUCUUUAUUACGAUGACCAGCAACAUUUAGCCCACGUCCAAAUGCACCCUGCAAUGCACCAAGGGCAGGCUCACUUGCAGCAAAUGCAUUCUCAGCACCUGCUGCCACAGCAGCUACAGCAGGAACAGUACUACCUGCAGCAGCAAUCCCCCCACCAAGGACAGCACAGGCUGUUGAUGCAUGAGAUGCAGCAGCAGCAGCAGCAGCAGCAGCAGAGACAAUGCCCAAUGCAAACAGCUCAGUAUUAUCCAAUACAGCCUAUGAUGCAACAGUUGCAGCAGCAGCAGCAGAUGCAGAUGCAACUUCCUCCCUAUCACAGAGAUCCUGACCAGAAGCCUCUGCAUGAGGCUCACCAGUACUCCCAAGAUCGGGGCCAUCCUGUGCAGUUGAUUCAGCUGGGAGCAGUUCCUCAGUACUUCUAUCAAGAUCAACAGCAGUCAUUCAGAAAUUUGUAUCCAUCGGGUUUAUUGCAGCAGCAGCAGCAGCAGCAGCAGCAGCAGCAGCAGCAGCAGCCACCUGGCGAUGCCAGUCAGCCAGACCAUUACCAGAGCGACAACAAGGCUCGGACACUGCUGGACUCUCAGCUUGGACUCCCUGGCGCAGAGGGGACUGAGGGCCCAGCGCCACAGGACGUGAAUUCGGUUGGUAGCAGUGUCCCUCAUCAACCUCUUAUACCUCCAGCCAGUAUCCACAUGAAUAACAAAGGGCUCCAGCAAUUGUCGCCCAGUGCAGUGUGGCCUCAGCAGAUCCAGCUACCUGAUGGCAGGCUCCAGUCAGCUUCCCCUGACCAAAGUGGUCACGAUAAAGAACCUUAUGUUGAGAAUUCUGAGUCAAAGAGCAAGCUAACGUGUUCUGUAUGCUUGAAGGAAUUUAAAAGUUUACCAGCCCUAAAUGGUCACAUGAGGUCUCAUGGAGGGAUACGGGCAUCUCCUAUUUUCAGACAGGAGGAAGGACAGAACCUGCCGCAGCAGCAGCAGCACCCGCAGCAGCAGCAGCAGCUGCCCUCCGAGGUGGAGCGCUUCGUGCCUAUCGUCAUGCCCGUUUCUGUCCCUGUCAAGCAUCUGUCGCCCGAUCCCAGCAAGCAGGCCGCUGACGGCUGUGCUGCAGUCAAAGACAAGCCUGUCUCAGAUGAUGAGAUGCCUGUCCUUGUGAGGAUGACUUACUCUCCGCCACGCUCCCCUAAACUGGUCAGCCCGUGCGCGUCUUCUGAUCUCAACAAAAAACACCACCAAAGCAUCACCAACUGUGAAGAAAGCUUCAAACCUUUUCAGGACAAGAAGAAAUACCGCCACAGACCCGAACCACUCUUCAUACCACCUCCGUCGCUCAACCUCAGUGCAUCUCACUCAGGCGCUACCCUGUACCAAAGCCAGCUUCGCUCUCCCCGCAUCCUAGGAGACCACCUGCUUGACAGGAUUCAUGACCCCCCUCCUUACACCCCCCCUCCAAUGCUCAGCCCGGUACGGCAAGGAUCUGGUCUCUUCAGCAGCGUUAUCACAUCUUCUCAUGGUACAUCUCACCCGCAGCUGCCGCUCACUCCUCUGACGCCCACUCCCCGGGUGCUCCUCUGUCGAUCUAACAGUGUUGAUGGAAGCAUUGUUCCCGUGACCCCGGGGCCUGGAGAACAGGCAAUUGACAUUGAACCCCGUAUCAAUAUUGGAUCGAGAUUCCAAGCUGAUAUCCCUGAACUUAAAGACAUUGCAUCAGUGAGGAAAGAGGAUCACAAGGCAACAUUAGUUUGGAAACCUUGGCCAGAACUAGAGGACAAAAGUUUCCAACAAAGAGUGACCAACUUCUUAAAUACGUGUUGUUCAAGUAUAUUAACUGGUGGAGGAACCAAUCUAGAAUAUGGUUUGCAUUCUCUCUUUGAAGCUAAAGGGGAUAUUAUGGUUGCUCUGGAGAUGCUUCUUUUGCUGAAACCAUCAAGAGCAAAAUCACAUCCUCUGGCAAAUUAUCACUAUGCUGGUUCAGACCAGUGGACACCCGUUGAAAAAAAACUGUUCAACAAAGCACUAUCCACAUACAGCAAAGAUUUUAUUUUUGUACAGAAAAUGAUGAAGUCUAAAACAGUAGCACAGUGCGUGGAAUACUAUUACACCUGGAAGAAAAUUAUUCAUUUAGGACGAAAGCACAGAACACGCCUAGCAGAAGUAAAAGAUGAAUGUCCGACUAGUGGAGAAGAGGAGUUGGAGGAAGAAGAGCAGAUAGAGGAAGACCGAAAAUCUGUCAAAGAAGAGGAAAUUGAAGUCCAGAAUUCUCCUGACCCACCACCAAUUGCUGUUGCUGCCCCCAUUAGCUUGCCUUCCCUGCAGAGCCUCACAAUUGCCGUGACCUCUUUUACCUGUGAAAUACCAGACUGUGGGGCUAUAUUCAGCUCCAGACAAGCCCUGAAUGGCCAUGCUCGUAUUCAUGCUGGUACAAACCCUGGGGUGAAAAACCGCUGCGGAGGCCCUGGCCCAAAGCAGAAACCCAGUACUCAGAAUGACUAUGGCUCUCUCAAAAGCUCCCCUGCUCAUAGCACCACAAGUGGUGAGACUGAUCCGCCUACAGUCUUCCCUUGUAAAGAAUGUGGCAAGAUGUUUUUCAAGAUUAAAAGUCGCAAUGCUCACAUGAAAACACACCGGCAGCAGGAAGAGCAGCAACGGCAGAAAGCCCAGAAGGCUGCUGUUGCAGCUGAAAUGGCAGCCACAAUUGCAAGGACUACAAGGCCGGCUGGGCAUGGCUUGAUUCCAUUGGAUCACUUGGACUUGAUAAAGCAGGUUGAAUCAGCAGAGGAUCUCAGCAGCGAUGUUGUUCAAGAAUUGGGAGGGGUCAUUGACAGUACUGAAAUGAUUGAUCCCGGCCUCUUACUGGGUGAAGAAGACACGGAAUUACUUCAGGAUGACAUUGAGCUGUAGAAGAAAUAAGUCAAUUCUGUAAAAUUACAGAUGCCAGUUGAAAUUUGUUUCUGCCACUGGGAAGGCUAAAUAUCUACUUCCCUUUUUAUUUUACACUGUUUGAAUAGUUGAACUACUUUUUAUCCAGGACUGGGGGGAAAAACAAAUCUGAGUUUUUGUUGUUAUUUUAUUUUAUUUUAUUUUAAUUUUAUUUUUGGCAGUAAGUCAGCUUGGUUUCAAAGUAUGGAAAACAAUUCAAGUUUAAAUGUACUUUGUCUAAUGCCUUGGAAACCAAUAAGUUCAGCGAAGUUCGUGUUUUCUUUUCAUUUUCUUUCGGACAUUUUCAUGAGAAGCCCCCAAUUCUUCGAACUCCUCAGGGUUUUCUUCUCUCCCCCAUCCCAUCUCUACCCCUAUAUAAGUAGAAAUUCUUUUACAAUGUGUUUCAUUUUGUGCCUUUUAGUUCUGGCCCCAAAACAUCUGCAACAGCUAAGAGUAAUUUCAAAUGGCAAGAUAAUUGAACGAUAACUGCCACUGCAAUAAACACGAGUUGGACGUGGAAUAGAUUGGUGGCAUCUGGAAGAUUUGCCCUGGAUAAAAACAUAUAGUUGGAUUGGCCCAAGGUAUUAUGGCAUUUCUAUAGGGGAUGCUGCCCUGGGCCAAUCAAGCAGCUGAGGCAAAUUCUUUCCCAUGGCACCAAAGGUUCUGUGCCAGAUAUAGAUUUUCAUAUUUUCUCUUAACAAGAUGUGUUCUGAUGUCAGAUGUAGUUGCGCACAGGUAAAUUGUGCGCUGGUUAUGUGCAUAAGGAUUGACUUGGUGCAUUCUGCUCUGCUUUACUUGGAUCUGAAAGAAACCUGAGCGGCCCUGAAACAUGAGAGAGAACAGCUAAAUUGGGCCUCUUGAGUAAAUAUUCAUUUUCACUGAAUCUUAAUCUUUAUAAGGCAGUUUGUUUGCAAAGCGUUCUAUAUUCAUAUUGUGCACUUCAGAGAUUCCACACUCAAGAGCCAGGGUCAGUGUAAUCAGAAGUAUUUUGAGUCUUACGACUGAAGAAAGACAAUUCUUUAGACUUCACUGUCAUAGAGCUGCUGAAAUCUCAACCCCCCAACUGAAAAAUAUUGAAUGUGGAUGCACAUUAUCAAUUAGAGUUUACUAAAAUACUUCUGAUUUGUCAAAGUAAAUCACAUUGUUUAAACGUUAUCCUUGAGACUAGUAGGGAUAUACUUCUUUUAGCUGUGCAGAAGCAUCCUCCUGAGGUGGUACGCAUCAAGACCUUUCCUUACAGAGAGAAAGAAGAGGAGGAGAGGCCCACCUUCAGGUCUGUUUGUUUCAAAAGUGAUUCUUCCAAGCCCUAAAAAUAAUAAUCUUAAGCCACGUUUUUGAAUUUGCACUUUGUCUCUAAUUACGUUAUUUUAUGUGAUUGUUCUAGUGGUUCUGGAGUACACAUGUGCGUGGGUUUGGGUGAUUCAAUAUACACGCAAGCUUUGGUGCUACUUGAUUCACUUUUGUAAAUUGGAGAACACACCACAUACAAAAUAGGGCAACCUCAGCACAUGCAGAACUCUGUUGAAACCCCAUGGUGGUUUGUUUUUUUAAAUCAUUUACAAGUUUUAAAAGCUGCCAUUUAUAGAAGUUUUUUUUUAAAAAAAAAGUAACUUUUUUAUGUUAGUAUAAAUAUACUUAACGUUGAUUUUUUCAUGCCUGCGAAUACUCUUCAAUGGGCCCAUAGCCUUGCUGCUGGAAGCUGAAAGCCCCAGUAAUCCUAGGAAAUUUUGGUGACCGUAGGUCAGGUGCAAGUGUGUUCUAAUAAAAUAUAGGACAAUGAGUGUUUAUCAAGUUCCAUAUCUGGUAACAAUACUAAGAUUCAGAAACACUCCCAUUUCAUUUUCAUAUGUUUCUAUUUUACCAAUCUGCUGCAAGGCUGCAAAUUAAGUCUAAAUCUCAUCCAAAUAAAAUAAUUACGGUCCUGGACCUCCACUUCCCUGAUUUUGCUUUGUUUAACUGUGCACAAACUAGAUUUUAAAACACAUUAAUGGCUAAUGUUUUAUGGUUACCUUAGGCUGAAAAUUAAAUGAGGGUCAAACAGUCUCCCUUUCUUUCCUACUUGUGUGCUUUGGCCAUGUUCUUGCAAGUCAGAAUGUUCAACUUUGGAGUGAUUCAGCUAGGCCGCCUGCAGCUCUUUCUCUUCGAGAGCCAGAAGUGGGAUCACUCCAGGCAUAGUUCUUUGCAUCAUAGUCAUUGCUUAGAAAUGUCCCAAAUUGGUGUGAAAAUUGCACGAGUAUAUUAAGUUCCUUGAACCUGUGUUAGCACAGUCAUGAAUACUUCCUUAAGAGCCAAAUAAUAGUCUCAGAGAAAUUCAUAGUCUUAGAGAAACAAAAAUGUUUCUCACAGAGCCAAGUGUAUAUUGCCAAAUUCUGAAUUUCCGACUCAGGUUCAAAGCCUGUGUCAGUCAAGGCUGACACUGGUGAGAGAUGACUUUUAGAUGCCACAAAAUUAGACCAAGACCAACUCUCCACAAGUCAGGGCCAGUUUAAAACUGAAAUUGCCUCCCUGUUGGGCGUCCCCUAAGCAUUUCUACAAAUCUUGUAUGUAGCAAGCAAGGAAAAAGUAGUAUCUGGGCCAGGACAGCCAAGGCUUUUCAGACAAUUUCAAAACUUCAAACUGGCUCUGCAAUGAAGUGUAAUGAUACGUGAACGUACUUUGGUAAAUACUGAGCCGAUAUUCUUGCCGGAUUACUCCUCGCCUUUCCCCAGGGUUGAUCUCAAGAAUCUACUCUGUGUUUAUCAAGGAGCAAGUGGCUUUUCCCAGGUCUUAUCUGGGAAAUUGGAUGUGCUUUUCCAGUGCAUUUGACCAACUCAGUAGAGGUGUUCAGUUUCCCCUCACUGGUUCCAGGCACCCCACUUAGCCAGUGGAGAUAAUAACCUGUGUGAUCUGCAUACUGUGCUAAGAUGCCUCAAGGACAUUUCUUCCAGGCAUCCUUCUCAUGUAUCCAGCUGAGCAUUACCAGCACCAGACUGAGGAAGUAUGUGAAAAUGCCUUCCGUAGCCGGUACCAGUGUUUAGCUGACAGAGAUCAAUUAUGUGGUAUAUAUAAAAGCAUCCCUGUUGGCAUGUGAAAUAUUUGUAGGCUUCUGAAAUCUGCAUCAUUUUGUGAGAGAUGGUGGUGGUAGCAUGGCUGUAGUAUUUAUCAUUCCUCAACAACUCUUUCCACCAGGCCUCACUGUCAUACAGUGAAGAAUGAUUUUUCAAAGAGCUGUGACAUUCUCUGAGAGGCUUUCUUCUUUGGCAAUACUCCUCUAGAUAAUUUGUUAUUGCUGUUGCUUGAACUAGUUACAAUACUAGGUACCUUCAUAGGAGGGGGCAUUUUGUCUGCAGUGGUUUGUACUGGUUCUCGGAAAGAAUUAUCCAUAUGUUUUAAAUUCUUGGGAUUCCUCUGUAGCAAGAUAUGUUCCUGUCGGGGUGGAGGUGGGGAAAGGGGCAGAAACAUGCCUUACCAUGCUUCUGGGUUGAAAUGGGAGUGUGAUUGUAAAUGGGCCCUUGAGGCACAAUCUUCUUUGGCAGAUGUUGGGCCCAAGUAAAUGGCAAACUGUGUCAGAAUUGAAAUAUUAGGAUAUAACAACACGGCUGAACAGUACAGUUCACAAGGAAUGAGAAAUCAUAGUUUCCCGCUACAUGGACGGGUUGCAAGAAACCUCAGCCUCACUGGCUUCUCCCCUCCCCACCAUCUCCUCAUCUUUGCACUGCUUGGAGGAGAUCAGAAGUGUUUGUUUCUGAUUUCAGUCAAGCUAUCCUUGCCCAUCACAUCUGAGCUUGGGGAACUAUGGCUUUUUUAAAUUCAGUGAACAAACCAGGAUCAGAAACCACAGUUUAAUUUUUGUUUUGUCUUCCUUAAGUUAGAAUGUAACAGGAAAUUAUGGUUUGGAAAUUUAUGGUCUUAUUCAAUGUCCUCAUCUGGCAUGUGAAAAAAGAGGUGGGGGAAGGGGUGUCAUGCAGGCCCCAAGGCUUGCUGAAGUUUGUUCACGUAGCAGCUAACCAUGGCUAUGUCUGAAUCUGGCCUAUAAGAGCCCAGCACACAUUCAGUGUAACUUCUAGUCAGAUUCCAAGAAGGUAUUGUCAAAUGCUUUAAAAAAAUCAGCACUGCAAAAAACAAAACAAAAAAAAAUCACAUUUCACCUCCACUAUGCGUCUUUAAAAAUUUACCUCAAAUUCUUGCUGCCAAUAAAACAAAUAUCACUACUUUAUUCAUUCGGCAUCUUUUGCUGCAUCAAGGAGUUUCAUUUUGUUGUUGUGUAAGACAAUAUCAGAAUGUAUUUAUUUCAGCUAUUGGACAUAACAAUAAAAGCUCUUAAAGUAAAAUAAUAAUAAUAGCAAGCAGUAAAAACAAACAGGGCUUCAUAAAAUAAAAUACCAUGUCCAGCUUACAAUAAACUAAAUACAUGAUCAUCCAGACUUUUGCCAAAUGAUGCAAUUGUAGCCUUUCUAUUUACUUGUAAUUUAAACAAUUCUAAUUUCUGCAGUUUUGACCUGUUGACACAGAAGGGCAGAUUAACCUGCCCUUCUGUGGUGGGCAGGUUAAUCUAUUCUAUACACUUUUGGUAACAGAACAAGACAAACCACAUUGUUUGUCUUCAACUACUUGAGCACAGUGGAUCCAGCUUUUCUGCCAGCGGGAUCAUUAUCUUAGCGGAAUUCCUCUCAGAACACUCCUACUGGCGGAAAAGAGGGGAGGUGAUCUUUUGCUGGUUCUGUUGGCCCCCAGGGACACCUCCCCCUCUCUUCUGGAAAGUCUCUGGAGCAGAUUUGGAAUGGGCAUAGAGGGCUGCAUUGGGAGGGGAAAUAGACUGCAACCCGCCUCCACCAUGCCAGCGGGAAUCCUCUGCUGGUUCAGAAGCCUCCCACAGACGGAAGGAGACCAUCUGUCUGUGGGAGGCAGAUUCUGGAUCCAACCCAGGACCUUAAGUUAUAUGUGAUGUGAUGCUAUUGCCCGUCUAACACAGUAGAGGGCAUGAGUUGAAAUCUUAGCAAUCCAAAAAGCUUUCCCUUAGUUCAAAUAUAAAUCAAUUAAAUAAAUUAAAAAUCUGUGGUGCAACUUAGUCGUUCCCUGCAAAGGAACAGUUUUAGCAUAAGCCAUUAAAAAUUAUCACAGUGAAUAAAGAUCUCAUCCUCCUCUGAAAUACCAGUUUAGCAGCUGAGGUAUUGUCUAAAAAAUAAUCUACAGAAAAGCCAUAUAAUGGGACCAGCUGAGCUAUUCUUUGAAAUUGAUUGGGCAAUCUUGGCAAUCAAAUUGCACAUGUUUGUGAGAAUAAAUCUUUUGGAAAACCUAUCAUGGCAUAUUCAUGAGUUUUCCAACCAAAAAGUUAAAAAGAGGAAAGCAAUGUAUACAUCUUUCAAUAGAUCCUUCCAGAAUGAUUCUUGUCGUGUACAUUUAAGUAUGUAUUCAGACAGAUCUUCUGCUACACUAGCAAGCCAGUGUAGUAAACUACUGUUCACCUAAAGCAGGGGACCAGAUGUUGGUUGGGGCUUAUGGGAGUUGUAGCUCAACAAUGUUUAGAUGUUCACAAGUACCCCAGCCCUUAUUUAAGGACUUAUUAAAACAUUGAGGGCAGGAAAAAAAGCUCCAUUCUACUCCCAGUAUUCCUCAGUCAGCCAUAUUGGCUGCAGCAUGCUGUGAAUUGUAGGACUUUUUUCCUGUCUAAACAUAACACAGGACUGUGACCUUAAGCUAACAUAGAUUAUUGUGUGCUGAGAUAUCUCUCUAAUGUGAAAUUUGCAAUUAGAGUGCAUUGGUUGUUACUUCAGAUUUGUAACCGCAGAGUGGACAUCAUCUAUUCGUAUCCUUACAUAACACAGGUACGUAGUAUGGGUAAAAUCACCAAAUUCUUACUGUGGCUACUCCUAUAACAAACAGAUACUAUUUUGACAGAUAGUGUAUCUGUAUUCAAAUACAGAUACAAGAGAGCACCUGUGCAGUGAAUUCAAAGCCAACAGGAUAUUGUAGUCAUAAAUGAAUGAUUCCAUAAUACAUGUUUUUAUUUUACAUCCUGUAAAAUAAUUACUGAGAUAGUGAUAUGGUGUAAAAUAAAAAUAACCAAAGAUUAUAUCAAAAUAAUCCCUGGAAGAAUAUUGAUGCUUGAGUAACUUUUGUAUGUACAUUAUGUUUUCCUAAAAUAUUGCAGUGAUAAAUACCAAGAUACGUUUUAAAUUUUGCCAGAAAACCUGGGGUUCUUUUCCCCCCUUUUGUUAAUGGUUUAUGUUUAUUGCGGUAUGGUUUCAGUAGUGAGUUAGAUGAAAAAUUGUACAUAACAAAAGAAAAAUAUAUUUUAUGGAGAAAUCUUAUUUUCAGACAUAUUUAACUGCUGUUCUAUUAUUACAGAAAAGCUGUAAAUACAGAGUUGUAGUGUAGUGUAAAAAAAUCUGUCAUUUUGGGGGAAAUAAUGAACAUUUUAAUGUGGUGUUCUCUAUUUUUAUCUUUUGUUAAAUAAAACUUUGCCUGUUAUGGCUUAUUGCACCUGAAUUGCAUGUGGUUUCACUUCAGGAUGUAAUUUAUUCAGGUUUGCACUAAAAUGCUUAAUUUCAUAUUAUAAUAUGUCAUUUUUUUCUUUCCCAUGGUGGAGGCAGGAGAGUGGUUGCAUGGGGGCGGGGGGGCAUGCAUCCUAUCUGGUACAUAACAAAGAGCACUAUGUAUAGAAUAUUUCAGCCUUUUCUUACAUUGACAGAUAAUUGUAUUUGUAAAAUCAAAGGGAAUAUAUAACAGUUUGCCAAAAAAGACAGUAUUUUAUACUUUUGAUAAGAUGUACUUUGUUAAUUUUUUUGUUCAUGUGAUGAAAAAUUUCUUUUAAAUAAAUUAAU
Messenger RNA from Elgaria multicarinata webbii, 10754 nucleotides. RefSeq names its product transcriptional regulating factor 1 (gene TRERF1). The record is from RefSeq and is a predicted model, not a curated record. Gene Ontology annotation, molecular function: transcription corepressor activity. Gene Ontology annotation, biological process: negative regulation of DNA-templated transcription; regulation of transcription by RNA polymerase II. NCBI's taxonomy places the organism in Eukaryota, Metazoa, Chordata, Lepidosauria, Squamata, Anguidae. The transcript has 15 exons. Gene Ontology annotation, cellular component: transcription regulator complex; histone deacetylase complex. The coding region runs from base 367 to 3933 and encodes 1188 amino acids.